Molecule: messenger RNA, 1452 nt
Organism: Cynocephalus volans (Philippine flying lemur)
Lineage: Eukaryota; Metazoa; Chordata; Mammalia; Dermoptera; Cynocephalidae
Gene: MMP20
Product: matrix metallopeptidase 20
Exons: 10
Coding region: 1-1452 (483 amino acids)
Biological process (GO): extracellular matrix organization; proteolysis; collagen catabolic process
Cellular component (GO): extracellular matrix
Molecular function (GO): zinc ion binding; metalloendopeptidase activity
Source: RefSeq, a predicted model, not a curated record
AUGAAGGUGCUCCCUGCAUCUGGCAUCGCUGUCCUCCUCGUCACAGCCUUGAAAUUUUCCUCUGCAGCCCCCUCCCUAUUUGCAGCCACCCCCAGGACCUUGAGGAACAACUACCACCUUGCACAGGCGUAUCUUGACAAGUAUUACACAAAGAAAGGAGGACACCAGAUUGGUGAGAUGGUUGCAAAAGGGGGCAAUUCCAUGGUGAGGAAGAUCAAGGAGCUGCAAGCGUUCUUUGGCCUCCAAGUCACUGGAAAGUUAGACCAGACCACCAUGGAUGUGAUGAAGAGGCCUCGCUGUGGAGUUCCUGAUGUGGCAAACUAUCGCCUCUUCCCAGGUGAACCCAAAUGGAAAAAAAAUACUUUGACAUACAGAAUAUCCAAAUACACACCUUCCAUGAGUGCUGUGGAGGUGGACAAAGCCGUAGAGAUGGCCUUGCAGGCCUGGAGUGGCGCUGUCCCUUUGAACUUUGUUAGAGUCCUCGCAGGAGAAGCGGAUAUCAUGAUAUCUUUUGAAACUGGAGAUCACGGGGAUUCCUACCCAUUCGAUGGGCCUCGAGGGACGCUAGCCCAUGCAUUUGCACCUGGAGAAGGCCUGGGAGGAGAUACACAUUUCGACAAUGCUGAGAAGUGGACUAUGGGAAAGAAUGGUUUCAAUUUGUUUACUGUUGCUGCUCAUGAAUUUGGCCAUGCACUGGGCCUGGCCCAUUCCACAGACCCAUCAGCACUGAUGUACCCAACUUAUAAGUACCAGGAUCCCUACGACUUCCACCUCCCCAAGGAUGAUGUGAAAGGGAUCCAGGCACUGUACGGACCUCGGAAAACAUUCCUGGGAAAACCCUCGGUGCCCCUUGGCCCCCCUCAUAGGCCAUCCAUCCCCGAUCUCUGUGACUCCAGUUCAUACUUUGAUGCAGUGACAAUGCUGGGAAAGGAGCUCCUGUUCUUCAGGGACCGGAUUUUCUGGCGACGACAGGUUCACUUGAUGGCGGGAAUUCGGCCCAGCACUAUCACCAGCUCCUUCCCCCAGCUCAUGUCCAAUGUGGAUGCAGCUUACGAAGUGGCUGAGAGGGGCACUGCUUACUUCUUCAAAGGGCCCCACUACUGGAUAACAAGAGGAUUCCAAAUGCAAGGUCCUGCUCGGACUAUUUAUGACUUUGGGUUCCCAAGGCACGUGCAGCGAAUAGAUGCUGCCGUCUAUCUCAAGGAGCCACAGAAGACCCUUUUCUUUGUGGGAGAUGAAUACUACAGCUAUGAUGAACGGAAAAGGAGAAUGGAAAAAGACUAUCCAAAGAGUACUGAAGAAGAAUUUUCAGGAGUAAAUGGCCAAAUAGAUGCUGCUGUGGAAUUAAAUGGCUACAUUUACUUCUUUUCAGGACCAAAAACAUACAAGUACGAUACAGAGAAGGAAGAUGUGGUUAGUGUGGUGAAAUCUAGUUCCUGGAUCGGUUGCUAA